This is a messenger RNA of Fusarium tjaetaba, 1719 nucleotides long. RefSeq names its product multidrug resistance. Bases 1 to 1719 code for a protein of 572 amino acids. Gene Ontology annotation, cellular component: membrane. The transcript has a single exon. Gene Ontology annotation, molecular function: transmembrane transporter activity. Lineage: Eukaryota; Fungi; Ascomycota; Sordariomycetes; Hypocreales; Nectriaceae. The record is from RefSeq and is a predicted model, not a curated record. Gene Ontology annotation, biological process: transmembrane transport.
AUGUCACAACCAUCGACACCUCCGUCGCCACUUCACCAAGCUUCCAGGUACCCAUCCGCAGCGCCGACUAUCCUGGCAAGAGAAUGUACUCCCAGGGCUCUAGGUCAAGGCGUUGAUCCUCCACCGAGCAACAGACCGUCGCCGGAUCUCCAUGACACUGCCGCAUCAUUAUCUGUCGUUGACGAGUCCCUCCAAGCACGCAUCGAACGUCUCGGCCGCGAACGCCCUCCGUUAUUUACAACCUGCUGGAGCGAAAUGAUCUUCAUCUUCAGCAUCUCCAUGUCUCAAUUCCUGACGGAAUACUUCGUCUCAGGAUUCCCCGUCAUCCUUCCAACACUUAUCAGAGAGCUCGACAUCCCGCAAGCAGCCAGUGUGUGGCCAGCGACUGCUUUCUCCCUCGUCAUCGCGAGCACCUUGUUUGGGCAUCUGGGUGACAUGUGGGGAGGAUAUCCCAUCUUCAUGUGGGGUCUUGCUUGGCUUCUGAUCUGGAGUGUGAUAGCCGGGUUCAGCAUUAAUCCCCUGAUGCUCGACUUGUGCCGUGCUCUGCAAGGGCUAGGGGCUGCUGCUUUCUUGCCCACUGGGGUCAUGCUCAUGGGCUCCUUGUAUCGUCCUGGGCCGCGAAAGAAUAUCGUCUUUGCAGUGUAUGGCACUUCAGCGGUAUUUGGCUUUUUCGGUGGCAUUCUCAUGGCAGGCAUUCUAGGUCAGUUCACCCGCUGGGGCUUUUACUUCUGGAUCGGUGCCAUCCUGACGGCAGUAACGCUGUUGACUUCAAUCUUGUCCAUUCCGCGCCCUCAUUCAAAGGACCAGCCUCCAAGCAAAGUCACAAUGGACUACCCUGGCGCGAUCACGAUCGUCUCGGGUCUCACCCUAGUCGUGUUUUCCAUCUUGCAAUCAGCACAUGCCCCUUCAGGCUGGAGGACGCCGUAUAUUCCAAUCUGCUUCGGAAUUGGUGUCCUGUCCCUUCUUGCUGCCGUCUACAUCGAAACACGCGUAGCUACCCAUCCUUUGCUGCCAGCUUCGAUCUUCACUACUCCUUGCAUGAGCCCUCUCCUUUUGGCCCUCUUUCUGCUCUACGGCACCUGGGGCAUCUUCUCCGUAUAUGGAACACUCUACUUCCAGAACACCAUGUCCGCCAAUCCGUUGCAAGUCGUAGCCUGGUAUGUGCCUCUCGGUGUUGCAGGCCUCAUUUUUAGCAUCAUAGAGGGCUUUAUCUUGCACUUGGUUCUAGGGCGCGUGCUAUUGAUCAUUUCUGGCCUUGGCGCAGUAGGGUCACAGCUUCUCAUAGCCCUGAUCCCACCCGAGGGGAGUUAUUGGGCAUGGGUGUUUCCUGCGGUCAUUUUCAGUACCAUAGGAAUCGAUCUGUCCACGAUCUUGAUGACAGUUUUCGUGACCACGACCUUUCCCACAGCACAGCAGGGGCUGGCUGGUAGCGUCAUCAAUUCUGUGCUGCAGCUAGGUGUAGCCUUUGUCCUCGCUUUGACGGACAUCAUCCAAUCAGCAACGGUAGAUGAGGCGGGACUGGCGAAGAGCUAUAAGAAUACGUUUUGGUUUGGAGUAGGUGCGGCAGCUGUGAGCUUGUUGAUUUUGGCCGUCUGGGGUAAGGUGCCUAAGGCCAGUAGUGAUUUGACCGCAGAUGAGAGGGCUGAACUCAUGGAAGAGGCAAUUUCUGAGCAGCGAAGAAAUACAGAGAGCAAAGGCAGUACCCUUAGAGAUACAUGA